AUGGCCACGGCCUCUACUCCCAGGCCAGAAGAGGAGGCCUCGCUCACCUCUCCCACCUCCUUGUCACCCCCUGGCAGCACCCACACGGGCCCUGGAAGCGGGCCAGGCUUAGGUCAUCCCCGGCAGAGCUCCAGGACGCUCGGCAGCACCAGGAACGAUUUGAUCCGGGUGCCGGGGCCGGCCCAUGACCUCACCAGGCUGUCGGCUGUUUGGGAAAAUAACGGCUUUCACAUGGCAACAGCCCCGUCCUCGACACGGGCUCCAGGCAGGCAGGACCCACGCACGGGGGCCCUGGGGAAGCGCAUUCCAGGAGUCUUUUCACCCCCCAAAGACAAGCACAAGUGCCCCCCUGGGGCCACUGCUUCCAGCCGGAGGGGGCCGGCACCCGGAGGAGAGCUGGCACUUCCGCGAGGGGCCAGGGGCCGGGCCUUCGGCUCCCCUCACACUGUCCAGCCCGGCGCCUGCACCGACCCGCCCCGCGCGCCGCCCCGGAACGCGCUGCCCGCGGGCCCCGCCGCCCGCCCGCCGGAGCCCAGCGCCCAGCGAGCGCGCGUCGACCCCCGGGACGCCUGGAUGCUCUUCGUCAGGCAGAGCAACAAGGGCGCCAAUGGCAAGACGGCGGGCAGAGGCAGGGCCAAGAAGCUCAAGCUUGGCCUGCCAGGGCCCCCAGGGCCCCCCGGGCCCGGGCCCCCGGGCCCCAUCAUCCCCAUGGAGGUCCUGCUGAAGGAGUUCAAGCUGCUGCUGCAAGGCGCGGUGCGGCAGCGCGAGCGCGCCCCGGGCCCGGCCGCCGCCCGGGAGGCCCUCGAGGCGGGGCGCGGGCCGGCGCUGCUGGCCCCCCCGGCCCCCGGCCCCCGGCCCCCGGGCCCGCGGCGCGUCGAGGCCGCCUUCCUCUGCCGCCUGCGCCGGGACGCGUCGGUGGAGCGGCGCGCGCUGCACGAGCUGGGCGCCUUCUACCUGCCCGACGCCCAGGGCGCCUUCCGCCGCGGCCCGGGCCUGGACCUGACCAGCGGCCGCUACUCGGCGCCCGUCGCGGGCUUCUACGCGCUCGCCGCCUCGCUGCACGUGGAGCUCGGGGAGCCGCCCCGCCGCCGGGGCCCCGCGCGCCCCCGGGACCGCCUGCGCCUGCUCAUCUGCAUCCAGUCCCGCUGCCGGAGCCACGCUGCUCUGGAGGCGGCCGUGGGCCUGGAGAGCAGCGGCGAGCUCUUCACCCUCUCGGCCAGCGGCGUCCUGUACCUGCAGACCGGCCAGUACGCCUCCAUCUUCCUGGACAACGCCAGCGGCUCCUCGCUCACCGUGCGCGGCGGCUCCCACUUCAGCGCCGUCCUCCUGGGCGUGUGAGUGGCCACCAGGCCUUGGUCUCGCUGCCGGGGAAGCGAGCUCCGGGCAGCACUGGAGGGACAGGCCACAUGCAGGAAGAAGCCAGUGGAGCUGCCCAACCUGGCCACCACGGGCAGCCCCACAGCCAGAAGCGGCUUCAGGACGCCAACCCUGGGGGCACCUGCUGGACGUUGUCGGGGAGGCUGCCUAGUGGGGGGCGGUAGGGCCCUUGCCAAGUCAGGCCUCCAGGCCCCACUGGGCUGCUUACCUGGCCGGCCUCAGCUGCUCUCUGCUCUCUGGGGCCCAGCCUAGUGUUCCUGUGACUGACCACUGGGGCGCCAGCCCACUGGGCGGGGGGAACAUCCCACUGAGGGCCCAGUGCAUGGGGGAGGGGCACCCCGAGGGGGCUGAGCCUCAAGGCCAGGCGGGCUUGAUAGAGCGAAGCUGCCACGGCCCACGUCCUGCCUGCUCCUCCUCCAGCUAUGCCUCGGGCCGGCCCAAGGACAGCGGGGGAACCUAGGCCGGCUUCCAGGAGCCUCCCGAGUGUUGAUGCUCAAGUUCAUCCGCAGUUCCGGGUGGGGGUGCUCUCUGUGGCACCGGCCCUUCCCCCCCCCACCCCAGGGCCCACCCGUCAGAUGGAAGACCUAGAACAUCCCUGCAGCGCACAGGCAGCCGGCCCUGCCCACCCAUCUGCACAGAUGGUCAGGGGCGCCCCACGACAGGCCAGCUCCUGACGCCCACCCCUGCCCGGCGGCCCCGCCAGCCCUGGGCUCUCCAGAGCCUCUUCUCCUGGGGGAUGGCGGCCCCCAGCUUGGCCGGUGCAGAGCAGGAGCUGGUCUCGGGAGGGCAGGGGCCCCCGGGAGCUGGGGUGUCAGCCUGCACACACGUCUCCGGGGGACAGGUCUACCCCAGAGCAGUGGUCCCUCUAGCAGGGAUUUCGCCCGACCCCCACGCCACACGCAGGGCAGCCCCCCCUGCUUCAGGAAGCGGCCCUCGCCCCACAGGCAGGUCAGCACCUCCCUCCAGGCGGCCCCUCGUGCCCUGGCCAGGUCCGGCGCCCAUUCUCAGUAGGCCUGGCCCCCCCCCGGCGGGAAGUGUGGGCUGGCUGCGCCCUGCCUGCCCGGGCUCCCGAUGAGGGUGGGCCUGGGGAGCGCCCUGUGUAUCUGGGGGGCCGAGGUGCCUCACGGAAGUUAUCUUUUACCCUGGAACAGCCGCAGACCUCCCAUUCCCCCGUCCUAAGUAUUAUGUAGCGGUUGCGACAUAUUUAUUGUACCUGGCCGGGCGGGAUGUAGUUAUGUGACGGGGAGAAUCGCGCGCGGUGACUGUACAAGUUGUGACAAUAAAAAGGGCAGAGCUGGGAAACUCCUAACCACUGGGCCGGGCUCAGGACGGUGUGAAGGAGAGGUGGGGUGGGGUGGCGGCCAGCCCCUGGGGACCUCAGACCCCAUGACUCAGAUGGGGGCUCCCAGGGACGCUGCCCCCCGAGCCAAGGCCGCCCGCUCUGGGACAGUGGCACUGGGGGACUCGGGGGGUGUCACAGACCAAGGCCUGGCUUGCUGGAGGAAGCUGUCCGCGGGCUCGGCUGUCCUGGCCUCCGCCUCUGCGGCGCUGCGUGCUUUUCUCAGAGGUGCCUCCCUGUGCAGUCAGACCCCAGAAACAGAAGCAGCUCUGCUGGGGGGCUGGCGUGUGGGACAGCCCCUCCCAGGGACCGCUGAGGGGCCAGCCCGCUAGCCGAGGUGACAGGCGCUAAGACCCUGGGCAGGUCCAGCAAACACCCAAGCAGCUUCUUCAAGGCAAAUUUCUAGACUCUUACAUCAUCGCAGGACAUCACACAGCCAGGAGCUGCUUCCCCAAGACUAGCUGGCGAGGUGGGGAGCACCAUCUCCCAGGAGCCUGGGGGCACUUUCAGGGGUGCUGUGGGGAGCUGGCCUGCUUUUCUCCCUCGAACAGAAAAGCGCCUGCUCCAUGCAGCCCUUCACGCACAGCCCCAGUGCGAGCCGGCCCGGAGGCCAUGCUGAACAGCAGCCCAGCUGCUCCCACGGUCUCACGUGACACCCGGGAGCCAGGGCUGAAACCCAGAACCGUGGUUCUCCCCACAGCCUCGGCCACUUGCACCCCGGGUGCGUGGAAUCAGAACGCGAGGUCCAGCUGUUCUGAGGGUGGGCCAGACGCACAGCGCUAGAGGCACAGUGUGUCCAGUGGCACCUGCAGGGGACCACGUGCCGGUCGGUGGCUCGUUACACAACCACAGGGCCAGGCCCUUCUGGGAGGGAAGGACACCAGAGCGCAGCCGUCGGCUCCGGCCCGGCCCAUCUGGCUGCGCAGGUCCCCGCAGGGCAGCAGCGGUGCGUGCGCUCCAGAGGGCGACACUGCAGGCCACGCGCAGGCUGCACUCCCAAGCCAGGCCUCUAACCAGGACGGGCUCUGCACAGCCCCCGCAAACACGGCCUCUGCAGGCCAAGAGAGGCGCUAAGUGCAGUAAGGCAAAAGGACUAGAAAAAAGAAAACCCUUUAUUUACACCGGAGCCCAGGGCGCGCAGAGCGGACGUGCUGGGCACUCACUCCUGCGCCGGCUCCGCCCCUCAGCGCCCGACCCGCACCAGCAUCACCGUGACGUUGUCGGCGGAGCCCCGCUGCACCGCCUUGCUGGCCAGCCUGUUGCAGGCAGCCUCGUAGCGGGCAUCGAUGGCCGGUUUCCCCUCCCGGCUCUGGAUCUUCUCGUCCUGGAGGGCAGGACAGUGCGGUGAGCAGGCACGCAGCCCCAGCCCGCCUGCCCCGCAACAGUCCCCAGGUCUAUGCCAUGGGCCCAGGGAGGCCGGGAACCUGGCACGGCCCCGGCCUGCGGGCACCUGCUCAACCUGGCAGUGCCCGGGAGUGCACACAGGCCUGGCUCUCGGACCCAAGAGGCCCCGGCAAGUGGCCUGGCCUGGCCAGCACCUGGGGGGCACAGGGGCUGCCCACCCACACCCCCGGGCACAAGGGAAGGUGGCAGGACUGCCUCGUUGAGACCCAGGCGAGCUGGAACGGGCAUCCCCGGCAGCCGUCUCACCUCCAGGCAGGAGAGGAUGAAGUUCACAGCUUCUUCUGGGGUGAAGACCUUGAAGAGCCCAUCACAGGCCAGCAAGAUGAACCUGCAGUGUGGGGCCAGAACACAAGCGGCUCAGCGGCGGACCCGGCCGAACGGCCUGAUGGGACACACCUGUGCAUGUGCGAGGCUGACCCACAGGGCGCAGCAGACUCUGUGCCCCGCUGCCCCCUCAGCAGUGGAUUUCAGCGGAUCUGCCUGUUCUGCUCCCCACUGUGCUCUGGGGAGUCCUCUCACCCCGCACCUCUGGCCUGCACCCCAGCUCUUGUAGCAUAAAUAAAUAAAUCUUAAAAAAGAAAAAACAAAACCCUCCGCGAUGGUCUGACCUAAGGGGACCUCAGCGUCCUGUGCACCGAGCAGCAGACUCAGGCCCUCGUCUGCCCCGCCUGAACAGAGCCCGGCGCCCCCUCUGCCAGAAGCCCCCCCUGCUCAUCAGGGUCGCCUCCCUGGCCAUCCCCACGCACAGCAGCGGGUGGAAGCCCCCACCCCCUGCGCUCCCCGACCAGGCCGAAAACAACACCGCCCCCCAACACCACCGAGACCAGCUGUCCCCGCCCUCAGGCCGGCUUCGCGGGAGACAGGCCCGGACCACAGGUGGCGAUUACCUGUCGUUGGGGGUCAGCUGGCAGCGCCUGAUGUCUGGCACGGAGGUGACCCCGCAGCGCUUGUACUGCCCGUCCCCGAUGGAGCGGGACACCUCCAGCACUCCCAAGACUCGCCCGUCCCUGAAAUGAGGGGGACACGCAGACGUCACCGCAGAGACCCCUGCAGGGCCGCGGGCUCGGGGCUAAAGCAGAGAACGGGGCAGAGAACGAUGCAACUAGGGCCACGAUCCACAGCUGGAGGCACAGGGGUUUGGCCUGGGCUGGGUCCAGCAGUGCAGGGAGCCAGUGCUCCGCACAGCACCGCACCUGCCUGCCGUUUCCAGGUGCGGGCAACACCCCGGGGUGGGGGCGACGGCAGGCUCAGCUGGGGUGCCAGUGCCGGGCUUCGAGGACCCAGAACACCCUGGUGUGACCUCGGGCAGCCUCGUUCACAAUGAGCCUCAGCCCCUGCUGGGGAAGCUGGGAGCGCCCACCGGCAGGUGUGUUUGGCAACCCCAGAACUGCACGGGUGGCUACACGUGGCAGGAAGUCCUUGCUGGGGCACCGGCGUGCAGCCAGAAGCAGCCCGGCCUCCCCGCAGACAGCCGUGCCGCCGCAUGGUGUGUUAUGGAGACCACAGCAGAGCAGCCAACACGCAGAGCCGAAGGUGGCUGGAGGGCCCCUGCGCCCCAGAGCGCCCUGCACAGGCAGCUUAGGGCUGCCCCGCCCCACACCCGCUGGUUCUGGGGAGCCUCUGGCCUCUGCUCGGCAGGUCUAUGCCGUGGGCCCAGGGAGGCCGGGAACCUGGCACGGCCCCCAGCCUGAGAGCACCCGCUCAACUUGGCAGUGCCUGGGAGUGCACACGGGCCUGGCUCUCGGACCCAGGAGGCCCCGGCGAGUGG
Talpa occidentalis (Iberian mole) is the source of this 5888-nucleotide messenger RNA. RefSeq names its product erythroferrone (gene ERFE). Gene Ontology annotation, biological process: positive regulation of D-glucose import across plasma membrane; negative regulation of gluconeogenesis; positive regulation of insulin receptor signaling pathway. The record is from RefSeq and is a predicted model, not a curated record. Gene Ontology annotation, molecular function: hormone activity. NCBI's taxonomy places the organism in Eukaryota, Metazoa, Chordata, Mammalia, Eulipotyphla, Talpidae.